AUGGCAGAUCUUUUGGCAGAAGUUAGGAAACGCUUGACCUCCGAAGAUGAGGUUUCACGAAAACUCUUCCAACGCGAGUUACACGAAACAAUUGCCUCUGCUGAAACGCCAAAAGAGACGGCAAUCCGCUUAUCUCUCUAUCCUUUGCAAGCCGCAGCAGCUCGAAUAGGUCAUGACUUGAAGAUUUUCCAGACAUUGGAUACCAAAGGCCCUCAGACUCUGAAAGACCUGCAAGCUUCGACAGGCGCUCAUCCUCUGACCCUUGGCCGUCUGCUGAGAUACAUGGCUUCUGUUGGAUUAAUUCACCAGAGCGCGGCCGAUAGAUUCGAAGCAAACAGCAAAUGUCACCACCUUGCGGCUCCUGAGGCUAUCACAAUUGUGACGCAUUUCUUCGAGAACUGCGGUCCUCUCUUCCAGGAAAUGCCAGCGUUCUUGCGGAAGAACAACUACCAAGAUGUUACAGAUGGCAAGGCCACCGUCUUCCAGCCUGCAUACAAUACAGAGCUCGAUACCUACGCAUACUUUUCUCAACACCCCGAGAAUAUGCAGGCUCUUAUAAAGUACAUGGGUCUGGAGCAAGGUGUACGAGGUCGCUGGCUGCAGGAGUAUCCGUUUGAAAAGCAGACGCAAGGCUGGAACCCAAAUCCCGAGGAGGCGCUUUUCGUGGAUAUUGGUGGCAAUGUGGGACAUUAUUGUGCUUUGUUUAAAAGCAGAUUCUCUGAAAUCCCAGGCCGCAUCUUGUUGGAAGAUUUGACUGACACUUUGACUCAUGCUCUGCCGACGCCAGGAGUCGAGAAACUGGGACACGACUUUUUCCAGCCGCAGCCGAUUAAAGGUGCCAAAUUCUAUCAUCUAGGCUGGGUUCUGCGCAAUUGGAGCGAUGAGAAAGCAAAGACCAUCUUGCGCCAAAUCAAAUCGGCCAUGACGCCACGUUCUGUGCUGCUCAUAAAUGACAUGAUCCUUCCAGAAACGCAGAUUCCGCCAUUUGCCACUGCGCUGGACUUGGUCAUGCUGGGUGCAUGUGGUAGCCUAGAACGGACUGGGGAGCAGUGGAAGGAUCUGCUCAAGGAGGUCGGCUUGGAAAUCAAGGAGGCCAUUGUAUACGACCAUGAACUCUUCCAUGGUAUAAUCUCUGCGACAGUAGCAUAG
Talaromyces proteolyticus is the source of this 1149-nucleotide messenger RNA. RefSeq names its product S-adenosyl-L-methionine-dependent methyltransferase. Gene Ontology annotation, molecular function: O-methyltransferase activity. The record is from RefSeq and is a predicted model, not a curated record. The transcript has 6 exons. Lineage: Eukaryota; Fungi; Ascomycota; Eurotiomycetes; Eurotiales; Trichocomaceae. The coding region runs from base 1 to 1149 and encodes 382 amino acids.